AUGCCUCCAAACUACCACCCAUACGGAGGGUUUCAUCCUGGUAUUCCAUAUGAAGCCAACUUUAGCUUUCCUCCUGCUGGAAUGUUUGGAAGAGGAGCUACAAUUGAAGGUGUUCGGUCUUCAUCACCAGUUGAGUCCAUGGCUUAUAGCCAUGGUGAUGUUGGGUCAGGUCCGGCAUCACCGAUAUCUCCUGUACAACAUAAUAAUAUGAAUGCAGAUAUCAGCAAUCAAGAAGUCUGGAGUGAUACUAGUGAAGGUGAAGAAAAGAAGUCUGGUCGUAUGCAUUGGAGUGAGGAAGAGGAUCUCAAACUGUUUAGUGCUUGGUUGCAUCAUUCUGUGGAUCCAGUGAAGGGGAAUUCACAAAAGGGUGAAAGCUUUUGGAAGAAUAUUGUGGCAGAAUUCAAUAGCAAUGUCAGACCUGAAAGAAGAAGAACAGUUGCACAAUGCAAAACCCACUACACCAAGAUAAAUAAGCUCGUGGUCCAUUUCAAUGGAUGCUGGAUUAGAAUGCAUCAUGCAUAUCGCAGUGGACAAUCUGACGACCAGAUUAUGGCAAAAGCCCAUGCAGUUUACAAAAGAGAAACACAGGGGAGAGCAUUCACGCUAGACUAUUGGUGGAAAGCAGUGAAUGACCAACCAAAAUGGGCAAAGAGAAGCGAGAACCAAGAAAUGGCUGCAAACAAGAGAUUGAAGCAAACUGAAUCAGGGGCUUACACAUCUUCUUCAAACCAGGAAAGUGAGGAUGGAGAGCCUGUAGAGCGAUCUCGACCAGAAGGACAGAAGAAAGCAAAAGCUAAAAUGAAAGGGAAAGAGAAGAAGCUCACACCAGAAAUGAGUUUGGAAAGCCUUAAAGCAGAGAGAAUGAAAGCUUAUCAUGAAGCAACAAAGGUGAGAGCAGAAGCCGUGGAAAAGGCAGCAAAAGCAACAAUAGAGAAGACAAAGGUCGAAAUGCUGGAAAAGUACCUGAACUUGUUGGCUGAAGAUACUACAGGGUACAACGAUAAGCGGAAACAAGGCCAUGAUAGUGCAUUGAGUUAUUUGCAGUCCUAG
This is a messenger RNA of Panicum virgatum (switchgrass), 1050 nucleotides long. Its product is annotated as glutathione S-transferase T3-like. The record is from RefSeq and is a predicted model, not a curated record. The coding region runs from base 1 to 1050 and encodes 349 amino acids. Lineage: Eukaryota; Viridiplantae; Streptophyta; Magnoliopsida; Poales; Poaceae. The transcript has a single exon.